Messenger RNA from Triplophysa rosa, 5938 nucleotides. It is a transcript of the gene mon2, whose product is annotated as MON2 homolog, regulator of endosome-to-Golgi trafficking. The coding region runs from base 302 to 5440 and encodes 1712 amino acids. The transcript is spliced from 35 exons. The record is from RefSeq and is a predicted model, not a curated record. Lineage: Eukaryota; Metazoa; Chordata; Actinopteri; Cypriniformes; Nemacheilidae.
CGUGGCUUGACGUGUCGUUUUCCGCACGGGCAUUAUGGGAUCCAGGAAUGAAGAAAAAUUCCGAAACUCGCACAUCUAGAUCAUAAAGAUCACACAUGACAUAAGGAUCAUAUAAAAAUAUGAAUAUGAUGGUGUUGAAUGCGCGUGAGAGCGGUUCGGGCUGAAGAGAGGCACAUGGACUGAUGUGUGUGCCGCACUGAGGGCUUUAUUUAUGUGCCUCGCGCUGAAGCGGGUUUAGUUCGCUUUCUUUUGGUUUAUUUGUCAUUAUUUAGGGUUUAAUUGCAGCCGUGUGAGUGUGAAGAUGUCCACCAGCAGCCCUGAGGCGGUGAAGAAACUCCUGGACAACAUGCAGACGGAUCUGCGCUCUCUGUCCAUGGAGUGCAAGAAGAAAUUUCCUCCAGUCAAAGAGGCUGCCGAGUCGGGCAUCGUGAAGAUCAAAACCAUCGCAGCGAGACACACAGACGUCCUGGCAGUGCUGAAGGAGAACAGUUCUGAGGUGGUCCAGCCGUUCCUCAUGGGCUGCGGAACCAAAGAACCCAAGAUCACUCAGCUGUGUCUCGCCUCCAUUCAGAGACUCAUGUCACACGAGGUGGUUUCUGAGGCGGCUGCGGGGAACAUCAUUAACAUGUUGUGGCAGUUGAUGGAGAACGGACUGGAGGAACUGAAACUACUGCAGACGGUUCUUGUGCUUCUCACCACCAACACCGUCGUACACGAUGAGGUUCUGUCGAAGGCGAUCGUUCUGUGUUUCCGACUUCACUUCACGAAAGACAACAUCACCAACAACACAGCGGCCGCCACCGUCCGGCAGGUCGUGACUGUGGUCUUUGAGAGGAUGGUGGCGGAAGACGAGAGGUUUAAGGGUCUCGCGGAAGAGCCUCCUGCCGUCCAGGGCAACAGUAACCGGCGAUCUGUGAGCACGCUGAGACCCAGCGCCAAAGACGCAUACAUGCUGUUUCAGGAUCUGUGUCAGCUGGUGAACGCUGACGCCCCCUACUGGUUGGUGGGCAUGACGGAGAUGACGCGGACGUUUGGCUUGGAGCUGCUGGAGUCGGUGUUGAAUGACUUUCCUGAAGUUUUCCUGCAGCACCAAGAGUUCAGUUUCCUGUUGAAGGAACGCGUGUGUCCGCUGGUCAUCAAGCUCUUCUCUCCGAACAUCAAGUUCCGUCAGGGCAGCUGCAGCAGCGCAGCGUCUCCGGCCCCCGUAGAGAAACCGUAUUUCCCCAUCUGUAUGAGACUCCUGCGGGUCGUCUCGGUUCUCAUCAAACACUUCUACAGCCUCCUGGUCACGGAGUGUGAGAUCUUCUUGUCUCUGCUGGUGAAGUUUCUGGAUGGAGAGAAACCUCAGUGGUUGAGAGCCGUGGCUGUGGAGUCCGUGCACAGACUGUGUGUUCAGCCUCAUUUACUGCGGUCUUUCUGUCAGUCGUAUGAUAUGAAGCAGCACUCCACUAAAGUGUUCAGAGAUAUCGUCAACGCUCUGGGAUCCUUCAUCCAGUCGCUCUUCAUCCUCCCCAGCGCCGGAAACUCUUCAUCCACCAGCGCACCCGCAGGUGGGUCUGUGUCAGGCGGGCAGGGGUCUGCUCAGGGCGUCCCGGGGGCCGCAGGUGCAGGUGGACCUCUGACCACGCAAGCAGCGUUUGAGUACCGGGGCACCUGGAUCCCCCUCAUGAACGUCAGCGUUCAGGGCAGUGCCAAAGCCACAUAUCUGGAGAUGUUGGAUAAAGUGGAGCCGCCCUCAAUCCCUGAAGGUUACGCCAUGUCUGUGGCGUUCAGCGCUCUGCUGGAUCUGGUCAGGGGCAUCACCGCUAUGAUCGAGACUGCACUCGCGGUAGAGAAGCAGGAGGCGGCAGUGAGAGAGGGGGCGGAGCCUGUGAACCCUCCUCUGAGUGACAGCAGCCCACACGAACCUCUGGCUCAUGAGGUUUGGGAAGAGAUGGUGAACGCCUGCUGGUGUGGCCUGCUAGCUGCCCUCUCACUUCUUCUGGACGCCAGUACGGACGAGACGGCCACAGAGAACAUUCUGAAGGCCGAGCUCUCCAUGGCAGCUCUGUGCGGUCGUCUGGGUUUAGUGACGCCGCGUGAUGCUUUCAUCACAGCCGUGUGUAAAGCCUCGCUGCCCCCCCACUACGCUCUGACCAUCCUGAGCAGCAACGCCGCUAACCUCUCCAAUAAAGUGUACUCAAUCCAGGGUCAGUGUGUUCAGAUGGUCAGUCCGUCCAGUGAGUCUCACCAGCAGGUGGUGGCAGUGGGUCAACCUCUCACCGCACAGCCACAGGGAACUGUAGUGCUGACAGCGAAGAACAUUCAGUGCAUGCGGACUCUGUUGAACUUAGCUCAUUGUCACGGUGUUUAUCUGGGAACAUCUUGGCAGCUGGUUUUAGCCACGCUGCAGCAUCUGGUGUGGAUUCUGGGUCUGAAGCCGGCCGUUGGUGGGGUUCUGAAACCCGGACGGGCCGUCGAGGGUCCCAGCACGGUGUUGACCACAGCGGUGAUGACCGAUCUGCCCAUCAUAUCAAAUAUUCUCUCUAGACUCUUUGAAAGCUCACAAUAUCUGGAUGAUGUUUCCCUGCAUCACCUGAUAAACGCUCUGUGCUCUUUAUCGAUGGAGGCUAUGGAGAUGGCCUACGGCAACAACAAGGAGCCGUCUCUGUUUGCCGUGGCCAAGCUCUUGGAGACGGGGCUGGUCAACAUGGCUCGCAUUGAGAUUCUCUGGAGGCCUCUGACCGCUCAUCUGCUGGAGGUGUGUCAGCAUCCUAACGCUCGCAUGAGGGAGUGGGGUGCGGAGGCCAUCACCUCACUGAUUAAAGCUGGACUCUCCUACAAACACCAACCGCUGCUGUCACACAACCAGAGGCUCCAGCUGCUGCUGUUGAACCCGCUGAAGGAGCUGUCCAACGUUCUUCACGCAGACAUCAGACAGAAACAACUGGAGUGUGUUCUUCAGAUCCUUCAGAACCAGGGCGACAGCCUCGGACCGGGGUGGCCUCUGGUGCUGGGGGUCAUCGGAGCCAUUCGUAAUGACCAGGGCGAGUCUCUCAUACGAACAGCCUUCCAGUGCCUGCAGUUGGUGGUGACCGACUUCCUACCCACAAUGCCUUGCACGUGCCUCCAGAUAGUGGUGGAUGUAGCGGGCAGCUUUGGACUUCAGAAUCAGGAGCUGAACAUCAGCUUGACGUCCAUAGGACUGCUGUGGAACAUCUCAGAUUACUUCUUCCAACGAGGAGAAACCAUUACAGAAGAGCUGGAGAAGGAGGAGGCCGUUCUGGUGAAACAGGCUCAAGAAAAAGGCGAACGUCUGAACAGACCCUUUCACCCCGCACCGCCCUUCGACUGCCUGUGGUUGUGCCUGUACGCCAAACUGGGCGAGCUGUGUGUGGACCCGCGGCCGGCCGUGAGGAAGAGCGCCGGCCAGACCAUGUUCUCCACCAUCGCUGCUCACGGAACGUUGCUACAACCUUCCACCUGGAACAUUGUGGUUUGGAAGGUUCUCUUUCAUCUGCUGAACUGUGUCAGGAAGUCCUCCACCACGGCUGACAAAGAAAAGAUCGAGUCAGGGGGCGGGAACAUCCUCAUCCACCACUCACGUGACACGGCUGAGAAGCAGUGGGCGGAGACGUGGGUCCUGACGCUGGCGGGUGUCGCUCGCAUCUUCAACACCAGGAGAUAUCUGCUGCAGCAGUUGGGUGACUUCUUCAAAGCUUGGGAAGUCCUGUUGGAUCACAUCCAGUCCGCCGCCCUCAGCAAAAACAACGAGGUUUCUCUUGCCGCCCUCAAAAGCUUCCAAGAGAUUCUUCAACUGGUCACUCCCGUUAAAGACACGGAUAAACCGGACGCUCUGUCUGCGAUGGAUGUCUCCGCCGUCCUCAUGGAAUCUCUUCAAAGCUCCGGCCCGGGCAGACCCCUCGUCCGGUCCGAUUCCCUCGCCGAGCGGUUAGCCCAGCGCUACAUAGCCCAACUUCAGCUUCCUCCGCCCGGGGAGGAGCAGGACGACUCCGCCCUUUGGUGGUCGGCGUGGAACACCUGGUACCGGAUAGGAACCGAGUGCACGCGUCCUCCUAGCGGCGGAACGGAUAAAUUGGCAUUCGUGCCCAGCCAGCCCUUCCUGACGGCAUUAAUACAGAUUUUCCCGGCGUUGUAUCAGCACAUCGCAGCAGGUUUCAGCAUGGAGGAUCUGAAGAAGCUGGGCGUGAUUCUGCACGGCGCCGUGUCUGUCCCCAUCAGCUCUGAUGCUUCACCCUUCAUCUUACCGUCCUACACAGAGGCGGUGCUCACCAGUCUACAGGAGGUGGUGCUUACAAGCCUCGACGUCCUACAGAAGGCGAUUUGUGUCGGCUCUGAGAAUCUUCAGGUGAUGUAUCCCGCCAUCUUCCAGCAGCUUCUGCUGUUCGUGGAGUUUUCCUGUAAACCUCCUCAGUAUGGAAAAAUGGAGACCAAACAUGUGGCCAAUGCCAAAUAUAACCAGAUCCAACUGUUCGCACCGGCGGAGUGGGUGGCCUUAAACUACGUGCCGUUUGCCGAGCGCUCUCUGGAGGUGGUGGUGGAUCUGUAUCAUAAGACGGCGUGUCAUAAAGCUGUCAUUAACGAGAAGGUCCUGCAGAGCAUCAUCAAGACUCUGAGGGUUCCUCUGGGUCUGAAGUAUGCGUGUCCUGCCGAGAGCACCUGGAAACUCGCCGUUUCCUCACUGCUCAAAGUGCUUUCCAUUGGCCUCCCUGUUGCCCGGCAACAAGCAUCCUCGGGCAAAUUCGACACCAUGUGGCCGGAGCUGGCGAACGCCUUCGAGGAUUUUCUGUUUACCAAAAGCACACCUCCAGAUAAUCUGUCCAUACAAGAGUUCCAGGGGAAUGAAGCUGUGGAUGUCGAGGUGGUGCAGUUGAUCAGCGCAGAGAUUUUACCGUUUGCCAAUUUCAUACCCAAAGAGUUUGUGGGUCGUAUUAUGAGCAUGCUCAAUAAAGGCUCGAUUCACUCUCAGUCCUCAUCGUUCACAGAGGCAGAAAUGGACGUGCGAAUGCGAGAGGAGUUCUCGAAGGUUUGUUUCGAGACCCUGCUGCAGUUCUCCUUCAGUAAUAAAGUCACCACGCCACAGGAGGGCUACAUCUCCCGGAUGGCCCUGUCAGUGCUGUUACAGAGGGCACAGGACGUGCUGCGGCGAUACGUGGAGGACGAGAGGCUGAGCGGACGCUGCCCGCUGCCCAGGCAACAAGUGACUGAGAUCAUCUUUGUCUUAAAAGCCAUUAGUACACUCAUGGAUUCUCUGAAUAAGACGCAGCCGGAGAACGUGGACGGUAACGUAUGGGCUCAGGUGAUCGCUCUGUACCCCACGCUGGUGGAGUGCAUCACCUGCUCGUCUCCCGAAGUAAGCUCCGCCCUCAAAGACGCCCUGGGGCCCUUUAAGGACUUCAUGCAACCGCCCGUCUCCAAAGUGCAGAACGGCGAAUCGUGACUGAACGUUUUUAUUCCACCGCAAUCAUGAUUGUGACCGUUUCAUACGCCACGCGUGAAGACUCACCCGCCCCCACUGUCAUGGCAAACGUCAUGGAAACCAUUGACUGACAGCUCUAAAUGUCAUCGUCCUAAGCUUCUAAUACGAGCUGACGUUAGAUUCUGAUUGGCCGACUUUAAUGAUGUAUUAACAGCUAGGCCUACAUGAAAUUUGCAGUGUUUGUUGUUUUUAUGGUUUUUUGUUUGUUUUUUCCCCCUCAUGUACAGUGUUUGGUGAUAGUGUUGAUGAUGUAAUUAGGAAUGAUGUCUUUUGGUUCGAAACCAGAUCAAAUCCAAAAAUCAUAAACACAUGAAGGAUGGUCUUUUUUGUGAAAUUUUCUCAACAGCAAUGGAUUUUAUGCAAGAUCUUACUGUAACAUUCCAUGUCAUCUUUAGUCGCAUUGAGAAGGGUUGAACCCGUGUGUGUACAAUAAUAAAUGCUACAGUUCUAUGAACACUA